AUGGCUGCACCACACUACCGCAAAGUCGAGCUACAAUCUCCAGCUGAUUUCACCUAUUUAUACGCCAACACGGUCGCGCUUUCCCGGCAAAAAUUGGACCUGAAUCUACCCCCUUCCGCAACGAACGAUGACAAGCCAGACCCGAUGCGCGAGCGCGUGCGGGAAUUGGUUGACGAGUACAUAACCCGCACAUUCACAACAGCCUCGUCCUCAAUCAGCAUCAACGGACUAGACUCCUCAUCACCCGCCUUCCCCUUCCCCUCAGCCUUCACCGCACCAGAAACAGUCGAAUACGAACCCUUUGACUCAGACCUCGCCUCGCGCGUAAGCACUCUCUACGCCCAACUAGAAUCCCUCACGACGACCGUCGCCCAAUUACGUCGCGAAGCGCCCCGGAAAGCAGCCAAGGCUUACGCAGCUCAGUUGGCGGGGUUAAUCGAAGAGGAGAGCAAGGAGGAAGACGACCGCCAGGACGAGAACGAGGAUGAGAAUUAUGGUGCAGAGGGUCCAGACGACACGCAGAACACAAACCCCGAUGCUAUGGAUGUAGACACCGAAUCCGGAGCGGCAUCUACGAAACGCCAGCGGCCCCGUCGAGCCCGUCCCAAUCCAGCGUGGAAAAUCGACGUCCCGCUCGGCACGGACGAAGAAGUCGAUCGCUGGCGGAACGGGGAUAUGGCCGAGGUAUACGAGAAUGCGUUACGGACGCUGCAGCGAUUGCAGGGUGAAGGGGAUAGUGAGGGGGGAGGGCAAGCUGGCUCUGAGGGGAAUGCGUUGGCGACGACGGUGGGGAAGGCUGAGAGGGCAGGGCGGGCAGCUGAGGUUGUGGAGAGGAUGUGA
This is a messenger RNA of Penicillium cataractarum, 840 nucleotides long. RefSeq lists its product as uncharacterized. The coding region runs from base 1 to 840 and encodes 279 amino acids. Gene Ontology annotation, cellular component: kinetochore; MIS12/MIND type complex. NCBI's taxonomy places the organism in Eukaryota, Fungi, Ascomycota, Eurotiomycetes, Eurotiales, Aspergillaceae. The transcript has 2 exons. The record is from RefSeq and is a predicted model, not a curated record. Gene Ontology annotation, biological process: mitotic sister chromatid segregation.